ACACGUGUUGUGACCCGUGUUUCGUUUGUAAACCGGCAGUGUUUUAUCUUCUACGUAAAUUUAUCUUCUACUCGUGGGCCCUUAGAAAUGCCCGAUAAAAUAAAAUUUGGUGAUGUUGGGAGCGACUACGAACCAUCCGAAUCGGAGGGCGAGUACAGUGAAGGCGAGCGGGAAAUACUGAAAAAUGUACGCCGCAGGGGUCGUGACCAGUAUGCCGAGGCCGAACAGGAGGAAGCUAUACUUGCCUUCGAUGAAGAUGAGGACGAUGACGACGAAGAACCAGAUUUCGAUGAAAUACGAAAGUUUGAGCACGACAGCGACAUCGAAGAUGGCGGUGACGAGGAUGAUCUGCCCGAUCGGCAUGCUUGGGGUUCGAAAGCUAGCGCGUUCUACGGGACGGGCUACACGGAUCGUGAUUACGAUACGCUCACCGCCCAAGAGGAGGAGUUGGCCCAGCUGGAAGAAGUCGAAGCUUUGGAGAUCCAAAAACGGUUGAUCCAAGGUAUGACCGCCGAAGACUUCCAGCUCGAUCUGCUCGUUCCGACGGAGGAUGGAAAACCCACCGAAGAUUCGGAGCAACCGGAGGAAAAGGCGAAGAAAAAGAAACAGAAGGACCGCAAAACGGAUGGCAAAGGUGUCGAUGAGAUCGUUAUCAAAGGAGAUCUGUCUGAUUUGAGCGAACGCCAGCAGCGGGAACUAUUUCGUAAAGAUGCGCCCGAAUUUGAGGGUUUGGUAAAUGAUUUCUCCACCCGCAUGAGCGCUUGCGUGGAGAUGGAACCUGUGUUGGAGCUCCUGAAAGAGCAGAACAAACUGCAGCAUCCGUUUGGACAGCUGUUGACGAAACGGUACGAACUCGGCCUGUUGUACUGCAAUAACAUAAACUUUUACGUAUUGCUAAAAUCCCGCAAGGUGCACAUUCGGAACCAUCCACUGGUGAAACGAUUGCUACAGUUAAAGCGGCUCGUGCAAGAGGUCGAACAAAAGUACGAGGAGAGUAUCAAACCGCAGGCGGAUGAGUUACUAGCCGCACUGGCCGACGGUGUGGAAAUCAAUUUCCACGAUGACGACAACCGAUUGGCGCGCAAUGGUAAGGGAACGGAAAAGAAGGGACGCCGGUUGAAGGUGCUCGAACGGUUGGAAGAAGGAUCGCAGUCGGACGACGAUGAAGAUGACGGAGGAUUUGAUGAGGAUAGCGAUGCGGAGGAAUCGAGAGCCAAACGAUUCAAGCUGGAUGCCAACGAGAGCGAUUCCGACGAUGCUAAUGAAGAACAGGACGAAGAUGGUAUUGAACGAGGCGCCGACGUUGAGAUGGAGCACGAAGAAGACGAGGAUAAGAAGCGUAAAAUUACCUACCAGAUGGCCAAGAACAAGGGCCUAGCGGCACGCAAGCGAAAGGACCAACACAAUGUACGUGUGAAGAAUAAGCAGAAAUACCGCAAGGCCCUUAUCCGUCGCAAGGGCGCCAUCCGACCGGUGCGCAACGAAUUGAAACGAUACGCGGGCGAAACAAGUAUCAAAGCAUUCGUUAAGCGUGGUAUUAAAAUUAAGUAACU
This is a messenger RNA of Anopheles coustani, 1553 nucleotides long. It is a transcript of the gene Sas10, whose product is annotated as something about silencing protein 10. The coding region runs from base 88 to 1551 and encodes 487 amino acids. Lineage: Eukaryota; Metazoa; Arthropoda; Insecta; Diptera; Culicidae. Gene Ontology annotation, cellular component: nucleolus; small-subunit processome. The transcript has a single exon. The record is from RefSeq and is a predicted model, not a curated record. Gene Ontology annotation, biological process: maturation of SSU-rRNA from tricistronic rRNA transcript (SSU-rRNA, 5.8S rRNA, LSU-rRNA).